AUGUCGAAUAUCUAUGAAGUUAUUGAUGGCUUUGGUAUCGAAGAAACGCAAAAGAAUAAACUAAUAGUUUGUUUAAUGAAAAAUCGUGAAGUAAGAGAAGAAUUAUUUUUAGCCCUCCAAAGUCUCCAGACAAAAGAAUCUAAGAUGAGUCUUUUGAAAGAUUUUAUAUCCGAUGAACAUCAAGGGCAACGGCCACUCUCACCCUCUGCUGAAUCAAGUCGUUACAAGAGGACAAAAAUGUUAGCGGAGGAUUGGGAAAAAGACACCAGAAAAAUUACAUUAUUUGCGAGAACCGCUAUUGAUUUAGACUUGAACAAGGAAGUGAUUAUCGUUCCGCCACUUCCAGGAACCGAAAGCGAAACACAUAUCUAUAAGCAUCAUUGUUAUGACUAUUUCAAGAAAAUCAUUCUCGAGAGCAAGAAACAUAAGCGUUUCUGCAUCACCGGGAAUCCAGGAACGGGGAAGACAUUUUUCGGACGUUAUAUUAUGAGUGUUUUGUUAAAGGAAGGUUCCGAACUGUUGGUAGACGAUGCCAGUUACCCGCACCUAUAUCUCAUUACUCGUGAUGAGAUGAAUGAUUUUGAUGUGGAAUGGGUACAAAAUGAAGACUAUGGCAGAGUUGCAGGAAGAGACAAUGUAUGGUGUAUAAUCGACGGCAAACCACCCAGGGUAAAUCACGAUUUUGAUACCGGAAAACUAAUUAUGGUAUCAUCACCAAAGGAAUUGAACAUAAAAAAUUUUUGCAAACCAGUUAAUAUUACAAUCAAAGUAUACAUGCAAAUUUGGUCAGAGGCCGAAUUAGAAGAAUAUCGAUCAUUAAUCUAUCCAGAAUUUUCAAAGGACAAUCUUCAUGAAUCUUACCAAUUAUGUGGUGGUAUUCCAAGAAUAAUCUUCAAAUACACAUUAGAUGAGAUUGACGAUAUGAUUACGGCCUCUGUUGACAAUAUCAACACCAGAUUAUUUAGAUAUAUUGGCACAGUCAGUGAAGGCGAUGUUUAUAGUCAUAACUUAGUGCAUAUUCAUACUAAUGAGAAGCAGAUAAAUGUCAUCAUCAAUGAACGCACCUUUUUCAGACUUCCCUAUACUUCAUGUGAGCUAAAGUUUGCAUCAACAAUUAUUGCUUCUGUGUCAUUAUUAGGUUCUGUACGUGGAUAUAU
Messenger RNA from Funneliformis caledonium, 1157 nucleotides. The record is from the annotation of a GenBank genome assembly. Lineage: Eukaryota; Fungi; Glomeromycota; Glomeromycetes; Glomerales; Glomeraceae.